Funneliformis caledonium is the source of this 147-nucleotide messenger RNA. NCBI's taxonomy places the organism in Eukaryota, Fungi, Glomeromycota, Glomeromycetes, Glomerales, Glomeraceae. The record is from the annotation of a GenBank genome assembly.
AGGCAAACGCAAAUGAAGAUGGGAAAAGGAGAAUGUAUUACCCGUUAUCUAAAACGGAAAGAAAAAGAAAAGGCACCAGUCGGAAGUUUAACAGCCUUAGCCAUUGAUAAACAAAAAGAAAUAGCCGAAGGAUUAAUAAAAGCCUGA